AUGGUUCUCGCCGCUCGUUGCGGACAGGCGACGUCCGCCCUCCUGCGUCAGCGCUGUGCGGUCGAGUCCCGUCGCUCCGCUCUCCCGGCUGUGCGCUCCUUCACUUCUCAGACGACCGCUGCCCGUACGACGGCAUCGAGUCUGCGAUUGCAGCAGAAGACCUCUGCGCCUUCGCCAUGGCGGUCGCAGCAGCUGCGCUCCUUCUCUAGCGCUCUGCGCCGGUUGGCGGAGUCUGCUCCCGCCGCUGACAGCUACCUGAAGAGCGAGCUGUUCAAGACCGAGCCCAACCUCGUCGAUGUUAAGAAGGUCCUGGUCAUCGGUAGUGGUGGUCUGAGCAUUGGACAGGCCGGAGAGUUCGAUUACUCUGGCUCCCAAGCUCUGAAGGCCCUCAAGGAGGCCGGUGUUCAGUCAGUCCUGAUCAACCCUAACAUUGCGACCAUCCAGACCGAUCACAAGCUUGCGGAUGAAGUCUACUACCUCCCGGUUACCCCCGAAUAUGUGACCUACGUUAUUGAGCGGGAACGCCCUGACGGUAUCUUCCUCUCUUUCGGUGGACAGACGGCUCUGAACUUGGGUGUGCAGAUGAACCGCAUGGGUACCUUCGAACAGUAUGGCGUCAAGGUUCUUGGAACCAGCAUCCGGACUUUGGAGACCAGUGAGGACCGUGACCUGUUCUCCAAGGCCUUGAACGAGAUCAACAUCCCCAUCGCCGAGUCCAUCGCUGUUAACACCGUUGACGAGGCCCUGGAGGCUGCCGAGCAAGUUGGUUACCCCAUCAUUGUUCGUUCCGCCUAUGCUCUGGGUGGAUUGGGUUCCGGAUUUGCCAACGACCCUGAGGAAUUGCGCAACUUGGUCUCUCGUUCUUUGACCCUUUCUCCCCAGGUGCUGGUCGAGAAGUCCCUCAAGGGCUGGAAGGAGGUCGAGUACGAGGUGGUCCGGGAUGCCAACAACAACUGUAUCACCGUUUGCAACAUGGAGAACUUCGACCCCUUGGGUAUUCACACUGGUGACAGCAUCGUCGUUGCGCCCAGUCAGACUCUCUCCGAUGAGGAGUACCACAUGCUCCGUACCGCGGCCAUCAAGAUUGUCCGCCACUUGGGCGUUGUCGGCGAAUGUAACGUGCAGUACGCCCUGCAGCCCGAUGGUCUCGACUACCGUGUCAUUGAGGUCAACGCCCGUCUCUCGCGUUCUUCGGCACUGGCCUCCAAGGCUACCGGAUACCCUCUUGCUUACACCGCUGCCAAGAUCGGUCUGGGACACACUCUCCCCGAGCUGCCCAAUGCCGUGACCAAGACCACCACUGCCAACUUCGAGCCCAGCUUGGAUUACAUUGUCACCAAGAUCCCCCGGUGGGAUCUGAGUAAGUUCCAGCACGUCAACCGGGACAUCGGAAGUGCCAUGAAGUCUGUCGGUGAAGUUAUGGCCAUCGGUCGUACCUUCGAGGAGUCCUUCCAGAAGGCUAUCCGCCAGGUCGACCCCCGAUUCCUCGGGUUCCAGGGUGACUCAUUUGAGAACCUGGAUGACGUCCUGAAGAACCCCACUGACCGCCGUUGGUUGGCUGUUGGCCAGGCCAUGCUCCACGAGAACUACUCCGUGGACAAGGUCCACGAUCUGACCAAGAUCGACAAGUGGUUCCUGUACAAGCUCCAGAACAUUGUGGAUUGCAACAAUGAGCUUAAGGAGAUUGGCAGCCUCUUCGGCGUUCAGGAAGAGCUGAUGCUCAAGUCGAAGAAGCUUGGCUUCUCUGACAAGCAGAUCUCUAUCCUCGUUGGCUCGACUGAGGACGAGGUCCGCGCUCGCAGAAAGAGCUUCGGUAUCCGCCCCUGGGUGAAGAAGAUUGACACCCUGGCAGCUGAGUUCCCUGCCGACACCAACUAUCUCUAUACUACCUACAACGCCACUUCCCACGAUGUCACCUUUGAUGACCAUGGCACGAUCAUCCUGGGUAGCGGUGUCUACCGUAUUGGAAGCUCGGUCGAGUUCGACUGGUGUGCGGUCAACGCCACUCUUUCCCUCCGCAGCAUGGGCAAGAAGACCGUCAUGAUCAACUACAACCCCGAGACCUACUCCACCGACUUCGAUACCGCUGACAAACUCUACUUCGAAGAACUCAGCUACGAGCGUGUCAUGGAUAUAUACGAGCUCGAGAGCGCCAGCGGCGUUGUCGUCUCCGUCGGUGGUCAGCUUCCUCAGAACAUUGCCCUUCGUCUGCAGGAGACUGGCGGUGCCCACGUCCUCGGUACCGACCCCAAGGACAUUGACAAUGCUGAGGACCGUCACAAGUUCUCUCAGAUCCUGGACAGCAUUGGCGUUGACCAGCCUGCCUGGAAGGAGCUUACUUCCGUCUCUGAGGCCGAGCGUUUCGCCGAGUCCGUUGGCUACCCCGUCCUGGUUCGUCCCAGUUACGUCCUGUCUGGUGCUGCCAUGAACGUCAUCUACAGCCACGAUGAGCUCAAGGAGAAGCUGCUCAACGCCGCCGCUGUCUCUCCUGAUCACCCCGUUGUCAUCACUAAGUUCAUUGAGGGUGCUCAGGAGAUCGAUGUCGAUGCCGUUGCCUCGAACGGUCAGCUUCUGCUCCAUGCCGUCAGUGAGCACGUCGAGCCCGCUGGUGUGCACUCUGGUGACGCUACCCUUGUCCUUCCCCCGGCCAACCUCGAGGAGUCCAUCAUGAACCGUGUUAAGGAGAUCGCCGAGAAGGUUGCCAAGGCCUGGAAGAUCACCGGUCCCUUCAACAUGCAGAUCAUUAAGGCCGACCAGGAGGGUGCUGCCCCCGAGCUGAAGGUCAUCGAGUGCAACCUCCGUGCCUCCCGCUCAUUCCCCUUCGCCUCUAAGGUUCUGGGCACCAACUUCAUCGACGUUGCCACCAAGGCUCUUGUUGGCCGUGAUGUCCCCGAGCCCGUGGAUCUCAUGAGCACCAAGCGUGACUACCUCGCAACCAAGGUUCCCCAGUUCAGCUGGACCCGUCUGGCUGGUGCCGACCCCUUUCUUGGUGUGGAAAUGGCCAGCACUGGUGAAAUUGCCUGCUUUGGUAAGGACCUCGUGGAGGCCUACUGGGCUUCUCUCCAGUCCACAAUGAACUUCCGUGUGCCCGAGCCUGGCGAGGGUAUCCUGCUUGGUGGCGACAUCAACAACACUUCCUUGGCCAAGGUUGUCGAGUACCUGAACCCUCUGGGCUUCCAGUUCUUCGCUGCCAGCCCUGAGGUCAAGGCUCACAUCGAAUCCACCUCCAAGGACAACGUCUCCGUGCAGGUGAUCGAGUUCCCCAAGAAGGACAAGCGUGCUCUCCGUGAGGUCUUCCAGAAGUACAACAUUCGCGGCGCCUUCAACCUUGCCAAGAGCCGGGGCAAGACCCUGCUCGACGAGGACUAUGUCAUGAGACGUAACGCGGUCGACUUUGGGGUGCCUCUCUUCAUGGAAACUAAGACCGCCCUUCUCUUUGCUCAGGCCAUGAGCGAGAAGCUGCCCCGUGCCGAGGGCAUUCCCUCCGAAGUCCGCAGCUGGUCUGACUUCGCCGGUGGCAAGCUGCUGUAA
Molecule: messenger RNA, 3531 nt
Organism: Aspergillus affinis
Lineage: Eukaryota; Fungi; Ascomycota; Eurotiomycetes; Eurotiales; Aspergillaceae
Product: carbamoyl-phosphate synthase (glutamine-hydrolyzing) CPA2
Exons: 3
Coding region: 1-3531 (1176 amino acids)
Biological process (GO): UTP biosynthetic process; L-citrulline biosynthetic process; 'de novo' pyrimidine nucleobase biosynthetic process
Cellular component (GO): cytoplasm; cytosol
Molecular function (GO): dihydroorotase activity; aspartate carbamoyltransferase activity; ATP binding
Source: RefSeq, a predicted model, not a curated record